AAAACAAUCAUCAAUGAGGCCGCGAUCGAGGGGAUGGAAUUAUCUUGGUGGAGACUUUCGGCAUGGCGUUGAAACCGACGUUGGUUGGAGCCUGCAUAGGUGCAGCUGUAACUGGUGGUGUGGCCUGGUUGUGGUCCUGGGUAUUUCGGCGGACUCCUUCGACAGAUGGCGAGGUAGAGGACCGAGUUCUAUUCUUCCCUGCUGUUGGACAGGCACCAUGCCAGUCAGUCUUGAGAGCCACUCAAUGUCGCCGGCUUAACUGCACACACGGCCAUUCACCCGACCAUCCACUGGCCGUUCUCCUGGAUGCGCUGAGGGAAACGCAGCACACACUGGACAUUGCCAUCUACACGUUCUCCUACAUGUUCAUAAAGGAAGAAGUCCUGGCUGCACAGCGCCGUGGCGCUCACGUGCGUGUACUGGUGGACUUGGAGCAGGUCAGCGCCGGUGGCUGUGCAGUCGCGGAGCUAUUCAAAGCAGGCAUACUGGUUCGCCAGGGUCCGGAGGACUUCUACCUUCACCAUAAGUUUGCUAUCAUUGAUGGCAAAACACUGGUCAAUGGCUCACUGAACUGGUCACGUGCGGGUGUAAUGGGCAACCAUGAAAAUGUCCUCAUCUCAAGCCGCCCUCAUCUUGUAAAUGCCUUUCAAGAGGAGUUUGAUCGCAUGUGGGAGAUGUUUGAUCCCAGCAAGAGGUAGGAGGCUUGACUGAAGUUGACUGAAUUCGAGAUUUCUUGCAGGUGGCUUGACUGAAGUUGACUGAAUUAGAGAUUUCUUGCAGACAUGCGUGCACCUGUGUGGACAAAGCUUACUGGCAACCGAUUGGGUCCAGGAUGCUAGGUAUUUGAUUGUAUACCUUGGAGCAUCUCCUUUCUGCAAGCUACCACCUUUCCCUGGGCAUAGCCUUGGAUCUUGCCUUGUGUUCCCCGUGGUACCAGGACAAAGGAGCAUAUAGUACACUCUGUCAGUCCAUUUCUGCGAACGCCCGCUUUGUGGAGAGGCUGAACAUGCUCGCCGCUGGUCAAUUGUGCCGAUAUGGGCAAUGCUGUGCGUAUUGCAGGGGCUUGAUCAGAGUAAUGAGUGACAGUGUCAAUGGUCUUUGUUGAGAGUCAUGGUGCUCUUCAUCGAAAAGCUGACGACCAUUGCCUUCCACGCACCUCUCUUGGCCACUAAAACAACUUUACUGGGAGCAAGUCUUUCUCAAGCUACCACCACUACCAUCACAGCUUGCCACUUUGAGACAAAUUUAAACUGGAUCUAUUUAUUUUGAAGAUGCCCACAACUCUAUUUAUCUUCAUUUCCAAUUUGAUCUUCCUCCCUUUGACUUUAAAUUCCCAAAAAUUGUGUUCUUAUAUGACUAUUAAAACACAUCUCAUCGGAUAAAAAAUAUAAUGCUUUCCGGUGCGCACAUCAAUUUUGCCUAAAUAGUUCUUUUGCCAUGUUACUCACAUGGCCCGCGUGGCAGCUAUUGCACCAAGCAACGCAUCAGCAGAGAGCUAUGACAAUCGGUGAAUGCGUACUAAAGGACGAUGCUUGGACCCUCAUGUUACAACUAUGUCCAUAUCAGUAGAUCAAAGAAAGCACUGCUUGCUGCAAGUCAACGUUAUGGAUUUUCUUUUUCUAUUUUAUAACUUUUAUCGACCAGCGGGUAUACCUACUCCCACCUUUUUUUUCACAGCUUUACCUUGUGUUUUCAACCGGACCAAAUAGCUAGUCUUUUGCGGCCUGUGGCAGUGAUCAGUCUGUGGACUAUUGUGUUGCACUGCUAACGGUGCUUGCCGCUGCCUCGCUCCCCCACCAUGACUGAUCAUUCUCUCUGACUGAUCAUUCUCUCAUUUUGUGUGAGAUCAGAUUUUACGAUGUUACCAGCUCA
Molecule: messenger RNA, 1872 nt
Organism: Sycon ciliatum
Lineage: Eukaryota; Metazoa; Porifera; Calcarea; Leucosolenida; Sycettidae
Exons: 3
Coding region: 63-698 (211 amino acids)
Biological process (GO): piRNA processing
Cellular component (GO): mitochondrion
Molecular function (GO): RNA endonuclease activity producing 5'-phosphomonoesters, hydrolytic mechanism
Source: RefSeq, a predicted model, not a curated record